GCCCCAGGGAAGGAAGGAAGGAAGGAAGGAAGGAGGGCGAGCGGCAAGACAGAGAGAGCGGAGGGAGGAAAGAAGAGUCCCUGGAGCUGAUGCAUUUGAUGAGUCCUCAAGGCCAGUGAGAUAUUUGCCAAACAACACAUCAAGACGGUGUGUAGUGGCAGCUUUGCCUUCAAAGACUUACCUGAACAGCUUUGAUGCCUAAUGAGUCUCCCAGACAGAAGAAAUGACUUAACCUCAGCUACUUUGCUCUUCCAGUUUGGACAUGCAGCCUCUGUUGCAGAAAUGAAAACUUAUGACAAAUGGAAACUUGUACCUGAAAGGAACCACCUAAAAUAAGAAAGUGUACUUGGGGGUUGCAGAAUGGGAGUGCUUUGUUCCGUUAUCAGGUUUGAAAAUCUCCACGAACUGAGAAGACUGUGUCACUGGGGACCCAUCAUAGCCCUCAGUGUAAUAGCAAUAUGUUCUGCCAUGGCUAUGAUCGAUGCUGUUCUCUGGUAUUGGCCUUUGGACACAACAGGAGGGAGUAUCAAUUUCAUCAUGCUCAUCAAUUGGACUGUUAUGAUUCUUUACAAUUACUUCAAUGCCAUGUUUGUGGGCCCUGGUUAUGUUCCCAUUGGAUGGAAACCAUUUAUCCCAAAGGUGCUACAAGAUCCCUUUGCGUCGUCAUCAUCAUCGUCCUUAUUAUUAUCUGCCUUCUCUUUAUUUUUUGAGGAAAACUCUCAGGACUGCAUGUAUCUUCAAUACUGUAAAAUAUGCCAGUCUUACAAGGCUCCACGGUCACACCACUGCCGAAAAUGUAACAGGUGUGUGAUGAAGAUGGACCAUCACUGUCCUUGGAUCAAUAACUGCUGUGGGUUUCAGAACCAUGCCUCCUUCACUCUCUUUCUUCUGCUAGCUCCACUUGGAUGUAUCCAUGCUGCUUUCAUUUUUGUCAUGACCAUGUACACUCAGCUUUACAACAGGGUAUCGUUUGGCUGGAGUUCUGUCAAGAUUGACAUGAGUGCAGCCAGAAGAGACCCUCAUCCAAUAAUUCCUUUUGGAUUGUCGGCAUUUGCUGCGUCUUUAUUUGCCUUGGGAUUGGCACUGGGAACAACUAUAGCAGUAGGCAUGUUGUUCAUUAUCCAAAUGAAAGUCAUUUUAAGGAAUAAAACUUCAAUAGAAUCAUGGAUUGAAGAAAAGGCCAAAGAUCGCAUCAACUAUUACAAAACAAAAGAAACCUUUAUUUUUCCUUAUGACCUGGGAAGCAAAUGGAAUAAUUUCAAGCAAGUAUUCACAUGGUCUGGAAUUCCAGAAGGAGAUGGCUUAGAGUGGCCUGUGAAGGAAGGUUGCCAUCAAUAUAGUUUGACGAUAGAGCAACUGAAACAAAAAGCUGAUAAGCGAGUAAGAAGUGUGAAAUACCAAGCAAUAGAAGAUUACAGUGGUGCCUGUUGCCCUCUUACAAAAGGCUUGAGGACCUUCUUCACAACUCCAUGCACUGAAGAACCUAGAAUUACACUUAGCAAAGGAGAUCAGAUUUUAGCUACCAGAGGACUGAAACACUGGAUGUAUGGAGAUAAAAUAACUGAUUUGACAACUGAUGAUGCGAACAGAAUCAGAGGAUGGUUUCCAAGGAGGUGUGUAGAGAAAUGCCUGUAUGAUUCUGAAACUGAUCAACCUCUGGAUGGAGAAAAGAAAACAAGAUAGGCCUCCCACCCACCCUUUUUUAUAUAUAGUUAAUAGGAAAGUUUCUUUCUGACCACUGUCUUCUUACUUGAAAUGUUCUGUAUAUUACUAUAGACCUGCUUAUUGAUCAAAGGCUGUGUUGCGGUAUGUUCACAGGAAUGGGUGUCCCAGUGCCAUAACCUUAAAUACCUUUUGCCAUUUUUUGUAAUGGAGGAAGCCAUUCCAUGGAUGCCUUUUUAUAUUAAAGCUUUCACUGGUCCAGAUCACAUUUGAUCCAUUUUCCUUUUUUUAAAAAAGAUAAAAUCAUUUUUGUUGUUUAUUUUCCACAAUGUUCAUUUAAAGAUACUGGUUUGUAUGUGUAGUCUGCUUUUCUUAUCUGUUACUGCUGUAUUGCCAGUUGGUCCUUUUAUUUCCCACCCUGGAAAAUGUAUGAGAGAAAUGAAUGAAUGAAGAUGUAAGUAGAAGAUUUGAUACCUGGAAUUCUUUUGCAAUCAUGUGGCAACUUUUUUUGUGAAUCAGAAAUAAAAUACCAAGAUGUAUUAUG
Molecule: messenger RNA, 2206 nt
Organism: Sceloporus undulatus (fence lizard)
Lineage: Eukaryota; Metazoa; Chordata; Lepidosauria; Squamata; Phrynosomatidae
Gene: ZDHHC6
Product: zinc finger DHHC-type palmitoyltransferase 6
Exons: 12
Coding region: 361-1683 (440 amino acids)
Biological process (GO): protein palmitoylation
Cellular component (GO): Golgi apparatus
Molecular function (GO): protein binding; palmitoyltransferase activity
Source: RefSeq, a predicted model, not a curated record